Papilio xuthus (Asian swallowtail) is the source of this 3090-nucleotide messenger RNA. RefSeq names its product potassium channel subfamily K member 9. Bases 298 to 2037 code for a protein of 579 amino acids. The record is from RefSeq and is a predicted model, not a curated record. Gene Ontology annotation, cellular component: plasma membrane. Gene Ontology annotation, molecular function: outward rectifier potassium channel activity; potassium ion leak channel activity. The transcript has 8 exons. Lineage: Eukaryota; Metazoa; Arthropoda; Insecta; Lepidoptera; Papilionidae. Gene Ontology annotation, biological process: potassium ion transmembrane transport; stabilization of membrane potential.
UUAAAAUUAUUCGUAGAUAAGAAUAAUGAUAAUUUAUGGCAAAUAGACCCACCCAACAAUUAAAGAAAAUGGCUAUUAUUCUAAGUUUUUAGUCAUCAAUUCUAAUAAUACAAAGAAAUUCAUUUAUAAUCUUAGACAUAUCUAUUACAUCAUAAUGAUUCGGAAAUCUGAUCUUCAUUAGAUUACUAUAAGAAUGGUAACUUAGAGAUAGGACUUAACAAUAUGCGGUUGUGGGGCUGAAUCUGUGAACGAAGGUGACAGGGCUCCAGGCUCUAGGGUCCGAGUGACUCGGCAGUGAUGAAGAAGCAAAAUGUUCGCACGCUAUCGUUAAUUGUGUGCACAUUUACUUACCUGCUAGUCGGUGCGGCUGUUUUCGAUGCUUUGGAGUCGCCUACUGAGAAAAACAGAUUUGACGUCCUACAAGCGAUAGAGGGUAUGCUAAUAAGGAAAUAUAACUUCACCGAAGAAGACUUUAGAGUGAUGGAGAUGGUGGUACUCAAGUCUGAACCGCAUAAAGCUGGGCAACAGUGGAAGUUCACCGGUGCAUUUUAUUAUGCUACCACCGUGCUCACCACUAUUGGCUAUGGACACUCCACUCCUUCGACCAUUGGCGGCAAGCUGUUCACAAUGUUCUAUGCAAUCGUUGGCAUACCACUUGGUCUGAUUAUGUUCCAGAGUAUUGGUGAGAGAGUCAACAGACUUAGUAGUGUAAUAAUAAAAGCAUUAAAGCGUGCGUUGAACUGCAAACAAACGACCGCAUCAGAAGUAGACCUGAUCUGCGUGGUUACCACGCUUUCCUCAUUGACUAUAGCUGGUGGUGCGGCUGCAUUCUCCAAGUUUGAAGGAUGGAGUUACUUUGAUAGUGUAUACUACUGCUUUAUAACUCUUACUACUAUUGGUUUCGGUGACAUGGUGGCUCUACAAAAGGAUAACGCGUUGAACCGCAAGCCUUCGUAUGUGAUGUUCGCGUUGAUCUUCAUCCUGUUCGGUCUGGCGAUAGUGGCCGCCUGCCUCAACCUGCUCGUGCUGCGCUUCGUCACCAUGAACACUGAGGAUGAGAAGAGAGAUCAGCAGCAAGCGGAACAGGCGCAGCAAGUGGCGGUGCGUCUGGAGGGCGACGUGAUAACAGCGGACGGUGCGGUGCUGCGCGGAGUAGCGCGGGGCACACGUCUGCCCGCCGCACCGCACAGAGACAGACCUGGUGACACAUCAAUGAUACCGCUGUAUAUAGAUGAGGACUACGCCCCGAGCGUUUGCAGCUGUUCCUGUAACUGCUUUGCUCCUAAUAAAUCGAUACCAUAUAGAGAUCCCCUAUCACCAGUACCACCAACAAACAUCAAGCAAAUAAAAUCCAAAAACUACCGCGAGCUGGGCGGCUUACCGCGAUACAUAGAGAAAUCAUCUUCCAAGAACAGAUCUCAGACUCUUCGUCUAAACUCAGCAUCCGGAUAUCUUUAUAUGAACGCAAGAAAUGACUUUACAUUAGAUCCAGACGACUUUAGAGAAAUGGUCGCAAAGAGACGAGAACAAUUAAGACGAGGCGUUAUGAUGUAUGAAAUGAGAUGCAAUGAAGAACAAUAUCUAAAUCCUUACAGAAACAGUCUCAGCACCAGGAUGGAGACCAGCCCUCAUAGUUCUUCACUCUAUUCCAUGAAUAUAAGAUCAGAUAAUCGAAGCAACGAUCCUUUAGUCGAUGAUUACGAUUCCGAGAAAUCGAGUUACGCUAGAAAGAAAUUAAUGAAGAACAUAGCUCGGAAUACAAGGAACAAACGUGUAGAAAAUUAUUUCUACGAUGACGCUGUUCUACAUUUCGAUGACGAAUACGCAUUCGAUGGAUCGAUAUUAUUCGCGAAACGGAGAAAAUCUAUUGAAACGAAUUGGGACGAAUUUGCUUGUGUUAUGCCAAAAAAUCCGGCUUACGAGGACCAAAUCUCAAAUGACGGUAGUUGUGGAUAUUAUCUACCGGACGAUGAUCAACAGUACUUCGUAAAUGACACCCUUACCUUCAACAUGCCACCGCACAGAGCAAGUAUAUAAGUGCCAAAGACUUUGCCAAAUUAGUUUUAGUGUUAUUGAUACUAAAAUAAACGGGCCAAUUAAAUAUAAAUAUGUUAGGGAACUUACAAUUUUGCUGUAGUUUUGAAUAUUUUGAAAGUUAUAGCAUUUUUUUAAGGGUGGGUCUAAUGCUUCGCUUAUGUACAUGGUUUAGAUAAGGGAUGUGAGAAUUUUGAUCUUUAUUGGAGUUUCAUAUAUAUCAUAAAACAUGUGUUCAUAUGAACAUUAUUAUUUCUUACCUGUAUGUGUUAUAAAAUACGUCAAAAUGUAUUUCAACUUUUGUGCCAAAAAUGCAGUAAAAAUGCCAAAGAAUAUUUUAUAUCCUUAUUUGUUAAUUAUAUUUUAAGAUAUUAGUGCCAAAUUUUAAAUUUUGUUUCUUGUUAUGGUUGAAAACUCAUUUGGUAAACUUUAUCUCUAAGAGCAACAUGUUUUAUGUCGUUUUUUCGUUGGAGAUAAAAAAAAGUGAUCCAUUAGGGGUUCAAAUUUUUUCGCUCCGAAGUACGGAACCCUAAAAAUUGUUUGAGCUCAAAGCUUUGCAGUGGAACUGUUGAAUUUUUAUUGUGCAAAGUGUAACAAUUUUAUGUUAUUCCAUACUAACUUAAGUUUGGCGACAAAUUUUGUUGCACUAAAUAAAAAAAAACUAAUGUUAAUUUGUUAUAAUUAUGCCUCAAAGGACUGAUUUUAUGUUUUUAAAAUUCUAUUGACUAGUGCCAAAUUGUAAAAAAAAACGCGUUUACAAGGUCUGUUGCAUUUAUUAAACACAGGGUAAAAAUUCAAUCUCCGAUUAAUGAUCCCGUGGCAAUGAAGUUAGCUGCAUACUCGCUGAGUGAGCGAGAUGAACAUAUAAAUGAAAACAUACGUGUGACAGAGAAGACACGAUCAAUUGCGGUCUAACGCGACUAAGUUCAGACGAACACAUUUGUGACGCGUAUUAUAGUAAUUUUAAGGUUAUGUUAAAUCGACAUUAAAUAUUACAUUUAGUAGUGUAAGAUCUGUCUUGUGUUCUUUCUGGUAUGAUCUAUGUUGCCAUUUUAU